Molecule: messenger RNA, 3478 nt
Organism: Mytilus trossulus (common blue mussel)
Lineage: Eukaryota; Metazoa; Mollusca; Bivalvia; Mytilida; Mytilidae
Exons: 2
Coding region: 108-2042 (644 amino acids)
Source: RefSeq, a predicted model, not a curated record
GUCUGUUCUACCGGCGCAGGAAAUGGAAAGGAUUUAAUAUAAAUAAUAACAACUUUACAGACUUAUUUUUGUCUUUUCCCUCAAGUGAAGGUUUUUAAACGAAGAGAAUGAAGAACACGAUAUGUAACACGUCUAUGUUCAUUUGUAUGGUUUUGAUAAACAUCGCGUUUACAAAACGAAUAACUUUACAAGGACUUAAUAAACGAUCAAGGACGAACCAUGAAGUGCGAGAUCUCUCAAACGCAUCUGAUGGGAAGGGUGUCAUGGUAACGCCCGGAAAACCUCUUACUAUCAACUUUUGUCUCAGAGUACAGUCAAAAGUGCAUUUAAACAAUCUAAGAUUUUCCAAUUUUAACACCAGUGCGUUAUUCAGAGUUUCAUUAGAUCAUGGUAAAUGGAUGGGAACAUAUUUUGCACCUCCAGGUGAUAGUUAUAAUAAAUUCAUAAACACGGGUCUGUUUCCAAAACAGCAUGAAUUUGAAUCCGGAUGGCAUGUUUUGAAAAUCAACGUGAGUGAAACAUCCUCUCCUAUAGCUCUUGAUCAAAUAGAAUUUGAUGUCUUUGACGAUUACAUAACAGAAAACAUUUUAAACUGUGAAACCAUAUGUAUACCGGAUGGUAACUUUCCCGUAAAAAACUUACAAUUAACAGCACGAGCAACCAUGGGGACUAUUUUACAACGCUCAGAACCAACUAAAUGCGCAGAAGUUGAUAACAUAAAUAUUGCGCUAUUUCAUCCUUACAUCAGCGAGUUUUCAAUAACUGCAUCCUUGCCUCAGUAUCAAUCAUUCUCGAACAGAAAAGACGAAGAUCUAUCCAACUGUCCGCAUCUAUCACACAUUGUGUGGACGUUCAAUCAUUUUCGUCCACAGCCAGGUAUGCAGGUAUUACGAGACAAGGACUCUUCUCUACUUGUAACUAAUGGAAACGGCCAAGAACGAAAAGGAAAACACAUUGUUGUAUUAUUUUAUCUAGAAGGUUUAAGCAAAGGAAGUAUCGAUUCUAGAAUUGGAUCGCAUUUAUUUCUGCGUUUUAAAUCGCUAAAUUCACGUACAUUAGUAAAUUUGAAAUACAGAGAGGCCAAUGGUAGCAUGACUGAAUCAGUAGAAAAAGUUUAUGACUCGUCUGCCUUAGAGCAUAUGUGGGAAAUUCCAGAUUUUACAUGGAGGGAGCAUGUCGAAAAUUAUCUCAUUUUAUCUGUAGAAAGUCAAUCAAAUGAAGACUUUGAAAUAGAUGAAUUGCGCAUGGAAAAAAGGCCUAUGGUAGCGGACACUGUAGAAACAAUUUACAGAAGUGAUGAUGUUAUUAUAGAAGCUGUGUUUGUGGAAUUCUGGUGGUUAGCUCCGGAAAGUAUGACUGUAACACUAACAAAUGGUAAAAAAACGAAAAAUGUAGCAUAUAUACGUUUUUAUCGACCAUUGCCUUGGAAUGGCGGUUAUGCACAGGUGUUUGUUUUAUACCAAGACGGGAAUAUUCGUUUGCUACCAGUCGCACCCGAAGGCGUUGACUGGAUACCAUUCGGAACAUCUGUAAUUGUUGGUCAACCGCGCACAGAUUCGAAUAGACCAUAUGUUAACAUACAAGAAGUGGUCAUUGACCCAGAACGUUGGCAAAUGGGUCUUUUGUACAAAGACGGGUCUUCUUGUCGCAUGAAAAUUAACUGCACUUAUUCAGAAACACAAUUAUUUGUAAACGAUUUGUACUUUACAAAAGAUGCUUUUACAAAUCCUUUUCUGACAAUACGAUCCAUGUUUGUAUCUGAAGGCAAUAAUGACGUUGACAGCAUUAAGAUUGACAAUAAACAUUCAAGACAUAUAAUGGACAAUUUUGGUUCAAUACAAGGGAGAUCAUUUUCGUUUUUUAGACGGUGUAUAUCUAAACAUUUAACACUUAGUCCCGAUAUUCAAGUUGAUAUUGCAAGAACAUCUUUUAGACCCACAUUUGUACCUCUUGCACAUAGACAUUUUGCUCGGCAAGUUCGUAGAAUGAUGGAAAGAUCUCAGAUAAAGACGACGAAAUCUGAUUUUCAAACAUGGUUGUAAUUUAGUUAACAUUAAGAAUGACAAUGUUUUUGAUGUACAAAAAUGUAUCAAACUUUGUAAGUGUGAUUUACAUAUACUACAAACGAACAUAUUUUCACGAACACAUUUUUCGAAACAUACAUGUUCUGCUAACCAUUGUGGUACAAAAUAGUAAGUUUUUAAAUGUAUAUGUCUAUUGGUCAUAUAUAUUGACAUUUGGUCGCAUAUACCCUUAGCCAAUUAUUUAUUUGUACCGUGACGUGUACAUUCAAUAAUAUAAUUUUAUUCUUAGACAGUGUUAUUGUAACAAAAAAUACCUCAUAUUUGAUGGGGUUUCAAACUUUCUAGUAUGCCGAUGUAUUUUGGUGUUGUAUUAUUUUUGUGUUAUAUGUACUUUAAAGAAUACAUAGAAUAUUGUUCGUGUUAGUUGGUGCAUACCAUGUAUAUAUUCUUAUACAGAGUGAUUGGUUUUGAUCUUGCAAUAAUGUCUCCUUUUGUUUUGUAAAUAGUGUACAUCAAAACAGCAUCCAUCAUCAGUCAGAAAGUGUAUAUAGUAUUGAUACAGUAAACAUUUUACGAAAAGAUGUAAGAAAGUUGCAUACAAAAAAUAUAAUUUCCGAAUAUUUGAAUCGAUUUUUUUCUGUUUUUGUCAAAAGUUAAACAGCUAAAUGAAUCAAAUGUUAAAUUUGAUGCAUUUUCUUUUUUUUUAUUUAAAUUAUUACUAUUUUAGUUAAUUUGUUUUGACAAUUACCGUAACCAUAUUUUUCAAUCAGACAUUUUUCAUAAUUAGUUGAAUCUAUUAUGCCAAUGUAGAACGAUUAGUUAUAACAGUCAUAACAAUCUGAAUUGUGUUGUAUAACAGACUACAAAGGGGAAAUCGACAUACAAAAUAAUAUUAAAAUUGUGCAUGCUUUCGUUUUUCUAUAUCUUAUAAGUCAUUCAUAUUACAUUUUGACAUCUGAUUGAUUUAGUUAAUUAAAUAAUUACUAGAUAGAUUGAUGUUGUGGUAAAAAAAUAAUGGACUUUUUAUAUAACAUUAAAAAAAGCAUUCAUUGCAUAUUAAUAAGUCAUGUAAUUCCGUUAUCAUUAUCAUAAUCAUUAAAAAUAAUUUUUUUAAUCAUAUUUUUUUAUUUUGUCUAUUAAGGAUCAUUUGUAUAGAGUAUCUCCUGUAUUGCGGUACCAUUGAGCCCUUGUUUCUUUCAUUAGGUCUAUGUAUGUUAUCUUGUUAGUAGGCUAACGUAGGUCCAUUUAUACAGUCGUUUCAAUUUUUUGUUAAUGUAUAAACUGUGUACAUAAACAUGCUUAUUUAUUUAUUAAUUAGUAUGACAGUUUUCUUGCUGUCAUCUAAAAACCUUGUUAAUACUGAUGGUUUACUUAAAAUUAUUGUAGAUAUUAAUUACAAGUACAAAAAUGAUGUCUUGUUUCUGUUCUUUGUGUUCUUUUAUAUUUAAAAUGCA